Molecule: messenger RNA, 1594 nt
Organism: Zophobas morio
Lineage: Eukaryota; Metazoa; Arthropoda; Insecta; Coleoptera; Tenebrionidae
Product: transmembrane protease serine 9-like
Exons: 11
Coding region: 51-1541 (496 amino acids)
Biological process (GO): proteolysis
Molecular function (GO): serine-type endopeptidase activity
Source: RefSeq, a predicted model, not a curated record
AUAAUUUUCCAUAUAUAAUUGCGUACCUAUGCUUUGAAAAGAUAGGAAAAAUGAAGCUGUUACUCCUAACCCUUAUAUGCAGUUAUUCAAUAAACGGAUCACCGUCUAGGGGGUCGCGUAUUAUUGGUGGAAGUAUAGCCAGAGCGGGUCAGUUUCCUUGGCAAGCGGCAAUCCAAUUGGACAACAUAUCCGGCAAGUAUUUUUGCGGAGGAGCGCUCAUUUCGGACCAGUGGAUUUUAACAGCAGCUCAUUGUGUCUACGGGGGCAAAUCCUUUGUAAUUCAUUUGGGUUCAAACACUCUAUUGUCGCCCGAUGCCAACCGAGUGCUGCUAUCAUCGUCAACGUAUGUGACACAUCCACAAUACAACCAAAACACUCUAGAGAACGAUGUUGGACUUAUCAUGCUUCAUUUGCCCAUUACAUUCACCGAUUAUAUUCAAAAGAUUGACAUUUCAAGUAUGGGACAAAUUGUUGAUGGGGACGUCGUAACGACAACUGGUUGGGGACAAAUUAGCGACAGUGCUGCUGGUAUAAGCAACAAUUUGUACUACGUAGACUUGGUGAUAAUUUCAAAUGCGGAAUGCCAAAUAACUUACGGUAGUCAGAUUAAGGCCGGAAUGGUUUGUGCGGUCGGUAAUUACAAUGAAGGGAUUUGCACUGGCGACACUGGAGGUCCUUUAAUCACAUAUAACAGCGAUGGAGACCCGGUUCAUGUUGGUAUCGCUAGUUUUAUGAGUCAAAACGGAUGUGAAAGUACAGACCCCACAGGAUACACAAGAACUGAUAUUUAUCACCCGUGGAUAUCAAAUGUUACUAAUAUUCCUAAUAUAGGAAGUCGUAUAGUUGGAGGACAACUGGCAAGAUCUGGACAGUUUCCAUGGCAAGUUGCAGUUUAUGUUGACACCGCCGACGGGAAAUUUUUCUGUGGAGGUUCACUGAUCAGUGAUCAAUGGAUUUUGAGCGCUGCUCACUGCUUAUACAAUGCAAGACUGUAUACGGUUCACUUGGGUUCGACCACUCUGCAGUCAGCGGAUAGCAAUCGCGUAGUUCUUGCAACAUCAACACACGAAAUCUUUCCAAACUUUGAUCCUAUGAGUUUGGAACAUGAUAUAGGGCUUAUUAAGCUGCACAUGCCUAUUUCGUUCAACGACUAUAUUCAACCAAUACAAUUAGCUCGUUUGGGGCAAACUACUGAAGGUGCACUUGCUAUAGCUUCAGGAUGGGGACAAAUCAGUGAUGCUCAAACCGGGAUAGUCAAUAGUCUUAAUUAUGUCAAUGUGGCCAUCAUAUCAAAUGCUGAGUGUCAAAUAACUUAUGGUAACCAAAUAAAGUCAACUAUGAUUUGCACCGUGGGAAAUUAUAAUGAAGGAAUUUGUUUGGGCGAUACUGGAGGUCCUUUGGUGAUCACUAGAGAUGGUGAAUACAUCCAAGUCGGGGUGUCUGGAUUCUACAGUGAACAAGGUUGUGAACAAUUACACCCUUCGGGAUAUGCUAGAAUCGAUGUAUAUACCGACUGGAUUCUAAACAUAACGCAAUCAUGAUAAAUUUUAGUACUGUUUCAUGAAAAUAAACUAUUAAUUGCUAAUAAUAAAAA